Zingiber officinale is the source of this 628-nucleotide messenger RNA. Its product is annotated as indole-3-acetic acid-induced protein ARG7-like. The transcript is spliced from 2 exons. The coding region runs from base 76 to 519 and encodes 147 amino acids. The record is from RefSeq and is a predicted model, not a curated record. Gene Ontology annotation, biological process: response to auxin. Lineage: Eukaryota; Viridiplantae; Streptophyta; Magnoliopsida; Zingiberales; Zingiberaceae.
UGCGUGCUCUGUCCUCUCCUAACUUCUUGUUCACCUUCCUCUGCUUGCUAAUUAUAUAUAUAUAUAUAUAUAUAUAUGGACAAAUGCAACAAGAUCCGCCACAUAGUUCGCCUCCGGCAGAUGCUACGCCGGUGGAGGCAGCGGGCGUCGGUCUCCUCUUCCUCUCCGCCACCGGACGUCCCGGCAGGGCAUGUGGCGGUGUGCGUGGGGCGCAUGGCGCGGCGCUUCGUCGUGCGCGCGUCGCACCUCAACCACCCAGUUCUCCGGCAGCUCCUCCACCAGGCCGAGGAGGAAUACGGCUUCCCAUCCGGCCGGACCGGCCCCGUCGCCCUCCCCUGCGUUGACGAGGCCCUCUUCGAGCAUCUCCUCCGUCACAUCUCUUCUUCCAGGUUCCGGAAUUGUAGCCUCGAGGACUUCGAGAUCAUGCUUUCUUUUAUAGGCGGCGACCUCUGCCAGUUCUCUGGCGACCUGCGGCCCCUGCUUCGAGGCCACCGCCACGCCGAGAAGACGGUUCAUUAGGUCAGUAACCAUCUUGCGUUCGUGUGGCCGAUUUAAUUCCACGAAAAUUGCCAAGGCGUCUUCAUGUAAAUGUUUGGAUUCAAGAUUAGUUUAGCAUGGUAUUUACACA